AAUGCGUUCAAAAUCUAAGAUCUAGAUAUAGUCAUAUUUGUAAAAUUUCCAGUAUAUCUAUUCGUAUUAAGUAUAUAAGUAAGAUAUAAGUAAAAUAGAAGUUAGAUACGCGAUUAUAUGUUUAACAGAAUAAAACUUAGUCCUUUGUAUUAAAUGUUCUUAUGAUUUGCAGAUAGCUAAAAUAAAUAAAUAAAUAAAUAGUUAAAUAAAUAAAUAAUAAAUAAAUACUUAAGUAGUAAAAUAAAUAGAUGAGUAAGUAAUUUAUUCCAGUUACAAACGGUAACCAUUUUUAACUAACUGGGCUUCACUUUAAGUAGAUUUGCGUUAAACGAUCGCCAUAAACACAACGCCUAAAUGAUGGUAAUAUAUAUUUAUGUAACCAAGCAACCAGUAAGUGCUUUUUAUUGUUCUUUCGUUCGUUCAUUCGCCUUUAUUGACUUUUUUGACCUAUUUUUACCUUUUAGGCCCAUAUUUGCAAUUUUGAGUAUGCUGUACUACUAUGCGGUUUUUCCACCUGUACAAGUUUGCCAUGUUUUCUGUUGCCCAGAUCUCGGGCUGGAUGUGACCUAUGAGGCUUUCUCUCUCCGCACUCCACCUUGGGCACUGGAAAAGAGUAUGAGCCAAAACAUCCAUGACCAGUCAGUGCCUGAACCGUGUGAUAAUCCAAAGGUGGUGGUCCAUCCUGGUACCAUUCUUUUAGGUUUGGAAUAACCGUAUAGGUCCAUCUUCCCUUAGUCUGGCUUGACCAUUCUUCCUGCCAUUUUUGCAUCGAUUUCUUUUGCUCAUUUUCCUUCAUUUCCUUUUUUUCUUCCAUAGUUGGCGUCUCCUCAUUUGUGGUUGUAUUCGUUUCCUCUUUUAAUUUUCUGAUUUUAUUAUAUACAUUUUCAGCUUCCUUGGCUGUGUAAUCCCACGGGAGCUUUCCUGUUAAGAUACACAGCACCUCCGUCGAUACGGUUCUGUACGCUCUGCAGAUUCUGCUAAGGGGUUGCCUUUGUGCGUCUCUUAGCAUUUUAACAUUUAUUUUGUACUUCAGAGCUCGAGCCCAUAUCGGAGCCCCGUACAUUACGACCGAGUUUACCACAUUAUAAUAUAAUAAUCUAGCUUUGUAUCCAGCCCCAUUUAUGUUUGGCAUUAGAAAACUCAGAUGUAGCGCGUAUUUACUCGCUUUAUCGGUGGCUGCUUUUAUUUGUUCUUUAAAUACUUGGUUACUCUCAAAAAUAACUCCUAAGUAUUUAGCUUUUUUGCGCGCCGGGAUCUGGUUUUCGUCGAUAUAGACUUGAAUUCCUUGUGGAUGUUUUCUGCCAGUCAGCAAAAGUGACUCGGACUUGUGUGGUGCCAAUUCCAAACCUUCACUCUUGUACCAUUUUACCAUAUCCUUGAUGGUUUCGUUCGCUAUAAAUUUCAUCCUGUCAAGGUCAUUAUCGAUCACGAUUAUGCCUAUAUCAUCCGCAAAAGCCACCAGGUAUACGUCUCUUCUAAGUUUAAUCCUCAGCAGCCCAUCGUAUACCAGGUUCCACAUAAAAGGGCCUAUUAUGGAUCCUUGUGGAACUCCUCCAAAAACUUGAAUUUUCUCUUUCCCAUCGCCGUCUCCUAUAACUAGCCAGCGAUCACUUAGGUAGGAUCUUAUAAGUUUAAUCAGAUCCUGCGGAAAUUUCCUCUUUUUCAUCUCAUUAAUUACGCUGUUCCACCGUAGUGAGUUAAAUGCGUUUUUCACGUCCAGCAGAAUCAACAGGCAGUGUCUACCUUCUUUUUUGGCUUGGUCCCAUAAUUUAACUACCCUAUCCAUGGCAUGAAUUGUACUUAGUCCUUUCCUGAACCCGAAUUGCUGUGGUGAAAGAUUUUCUUUUCUAAUUGCU
This is a messenger RNA of Osmia lignaria (orchard mason bee), 1856 nucleotides long. The record is from RefSeq and is a predicted model, not a curated record. NCBI's taxonomy places the organism in Eukaryota, Metazoa, Arthropoda, Insecta, Hymenoptera, Megachilidae.